Messenger RNA from Quercus lobata, 594 nucleotides. Its product is annotated as zinc finger MYM-type protein 1-like. The transcript has a single exon. Lineage: Eukaryota; Viridiplantae; Streptophyta; Magnoliopsida; Fagales; Fagaceae. The coding region runs from base 1 to 594 and encodes 197 amino acids. The record is from RefSeq and is a predicted model, not a curated record.
AUGACCUCUCCUAAUAUCCAAAAAGAAAUAGCAAAUGUUGCAGCUGUUGAGACAAUAAAUGCUAUUAUUAAAGAUAUUGGAGACUCAUUAUUUGCUACUAUAGUUGAUGAAUCACGUGAUAUGUGUACUAAAGAACAACUGACAAUUGCUUUGUGUUAUGUAGACAAAUUGGGACAUGUGAAUGAAUGCUUUUUAGGCAUUACACAUGUUAAUAGUACAACAACAGUGACACUAAAGAGUGCAAUUGAGAAAGUAUUUAAUAAACAUAGCUUAAGCAUUAGUAGAUUGCGGGGACAAGGCUAUGAUGGGGCAAGCAACAUGCAAGAUGAGUUAAAUGGACUAAAAACACUUAUUUUGAAAGAUAAUCGUCCUGCCUAUUAUGUCCAUUGCUUUGCACAUCAACUUCAACUAACAUUAGUUGCAGUAACAAAAAAUUACAUCCAAAUUACAACCUUUUUUAACUUGGUUGCAAAGGUAUUCAAUAUUGUUGGAGCAUCAUGCAAACGUCAUGAUAUUCUUCGCGAAAAACGUGGUGCUGAAGUUAUAGAAGCACUAAAAAAUAAUGUAAUUUCAACUGGUCGUGGCUUGAAUUAA